GUGCGCGCGCCCCGAAGGGUCCGGCGUCCAGGAGGAGGUGAGCGGAGAGGGAUGCGCGACCCCCCGUGAGGAGCGCCGCGCGGGGGAGGAGGAGGAGGAGGAGGAGCUCCAGGGGGCCCAAGAAGAGAGCAACCGGAUGGAUUCGGACUCCAGCUCCUGCAGGAGCUCCACCAGCAGCCAGACGCUGUCCUCAAGCCAGGCCAUGGAGCCCUGCAGCCCGGAUGAACUCUUCCAAGCCUCGGGCCAUGCCGAGGACACCUUCCGCAAGAUGGAGUGCUACCUGAGGCACAAGCAGCUGUGUGAUGUGGUGUUGCUGGCCGGCGACCGUAGGAUCCCGGCUCACAGGCUGGUCCUCUCCUCAGUCUCCGACUACUUCGCCGCUAUGUUCACCAGCGAUGUCCGGGAGGCCAAGCAGGAGGAGGUUAAGAUGGAGGGUGUUGACCCAGACGCGCUGUGGGCGCUUGUGCAGUACGCUUAUACAGGCCGUUUGGAGCUGCGCGAGGACACCAUCGAGAGCCUGCUGGCGGCGUCCUGUCUCCUGCAGCUGUCUGCCGUGGUGCAGGCCUGCUGUAGCUUCCUGAUCAAGCAGCUGCACCCCUCCAACUGCUUGGGCAUUCGCUCGUUUGCCGACGCACAAGGCUGCCAGGAGCUGCACAAGGUGGCGCACGACUACACCAUGGAGCGCUUCCUGGAUGUGAUGCGGCACCUGGAAUUCCUGCUGCUGUCGCCCGACGAGGUCGAGAAGCUGCUGUCAUCGGACGACGUGAACGUGCCUGACGAGGAAGCCAUGAUGGGGGCGCUGCUCAGCUGGGUGCAGCACGACUGCGCGGGCCGCCAGCAUCACCUGGCCCGCCUCCUGGCCUGCAUCCGCCUGCCCCUGCUGGCCUCACAGUGUUUGGCGGACAUGGAGUCCAACCCCCUGCUAUGGGACAGCGUGGAGUGCCAGCGGCUGCUCAUGGAAGCCAUGAAGUACCACCUGCUGCCCGAGCGGCGGCCGCUGCUGCAGAGCCCGCGCACCAGGCCCCGCAAGGCCACCGUCGGGACGCUGUUUGCCGUGGGGGGUAUGGACGCCACUAAAGGGGCCACGACCAUCGAGCAGUACUGUCUGCGCAGCGAUUCGUGGAAGCAGGCGGCCGUCAUGAGCGGCCGGAGGCUGCAGUUCGGCGUCGCCGUGCUGGAGGGCCGCCUCUACGUGGUGGGUGGUCGCGACGGUCUCAAGACGCUGAGCGCGGUCGAGUGCUACAACCCGCGCAGCCGGAGCUGGAGCGCCAUGCCACCGAUGGCCACCAACCGGCACGGCCUGGGUGUAGCGGUGCUGGGAGGACCCAUGUACGCCGUCGGGGGCCACGACGGCUGGAGCUACCUGAGCUCAGUGGAGCGCUGGGACCCCCAGUCUCGACAGUGGAGUUUCGUGUCCAGCAUGGCGACCCCACGCAGCACGGUGGGCGUGGCCGUGCUCAACGGAAAGCUGUACGCGGUCGGUGGCCGCGAUGGCAGCUCCUGCCUUAGCUCCGUGGAGUGCUUCGACCCCCACACCAACGCGUGGAGCGGCUGCGCCCCCAUGGCCAUGCGGCGGGGCGGAGUAGGCGUGGCCACCUGGAACGGCUUCCUGUACGCCAUCGGGGGCCACGACGCACCCGCCUCCAGCCUGGCGUCGCGUCUCUCGGACUGCGUGGAGAGAUACGACCCCAAGACGGACACGUGGACCACAGCGGCACCCAUGAGGGUCAGCAGGGAUGCGGUGGGGGUGUGUCUGCUGGGGGACCGGCUCUACGCCGUGGGGGGGUAUGACGGACAGACCUACCUGAAUGCCGUGGAGGCCUACGACCCACAGACCAACGAGUGGACGCAGGUGGCGCCACUGUGCCUGGGAAGGGCAGGCACCUGUGUUGUAGCAGUGAAGCUGUGACAUUUUGACGGCUUUUAGACGUGGACUUCAUAUAGACCCUUUGAGCUGCAUCAUAGCGGCGACUCCUGCCCUGGAAGGGACAUGCCGGACGUUUCCGAGGCGAAAGCUGCAGUCUCUCUCUCUCUCUCUCUCACUCACACACACACACACACACACACACACACACACACACACACACACACACACACACACACACACACAGCCGAGGUGUUGGAUUCCUCCGAGAUCUGCUUCUCCGACGGGACGGCUUGGAGGCGGCGCACUGCACCCCUGACGCUACAACGAUGAUGGCGGGAUAAACCGCGUAAUCUCUGCUUUCUGCCCCCCCCGACCCCCCCCAUCUUUCAAUUAGCUGUGUUCCACUGGUUUAGACACACAUUCGCUUCCCCCCCGCAGGUCUUGUAAAUGUAAUUGGCUUUUUUCGCUGGCGUUCGUUUCACACAAAGUGCAUUUCGGGUAUGUAAUUAGAUUGUCACCACCAUGGAAGGGAGUAGAGUUGGUCAUCAGGCUCCAUCCGCUGGACCCAGACGCACAAGGAAACCAGGAGUUUAUUGUGUGUCUGGUGGUGGUUGUGGGGGGGGGGGGUAGCUGCUCACAGGCACAAUAGAAGCAGAUGCAUUUUUUAAAAAUCUUGCAGCGUGAGCUACCCCCCCCCCACACCAACCCCGCACUUUUCUGCAGACAAUGGUGAGCGAAACAGAUGGAAUAGAAUACAAGAAAAGAGAACGAGGACCAUCCAUCAGCUCGCGUCCCUGUGACAGGUUGCAAAUUGCGUUAGGAGACGCACACGGGGAAAUUGGCCUUCUUCUCGAGCGCCUUCUAAUAGAAAUGUGAUAGAAGCUCACAUGGUAAUUUGGUUUUGUGGCGGUGUGGAGACGGGUGUGUGGUGGAGGGGGGGGAUCCCAGAGCGGGGGUGAGGGAAUGAUGGGGGAGGAUGUGUUCCAGCAGGGCCACGCAGACUCCUGAAUUCCUGAGCGGUCCCAUGUCCCAGCCAGGGGGGGUCCAGCUGUAGGAGAAGAGCACUAGACCAUCUGCACCCUCCUCUCUGGGGGCUUCCCUUUUGGGGGACACAGUUGUGGUUUGUUUCUCUGAACAGACUGACAUGGUUCACAGCCAGCUGGAGACUCUACUGGAAGUCUGGCAUGACUGCAGCAGGUUGUACUACAUAACAUUUAUCAGAUGGUUUUCUCUGAAACAACUUCCAAUGAACUCUAUGUAGUGUUAUCAGC
Scleropages formosus (Asian bonytongue) is the source of this 3138-nucleotide messenger RNA. Its product is annotated as kelch-like protein 5. Bases 137 to 1909 code for a protein of 590 amino acids. The record is from RefSeq and is a predicted model, not a curated record. The transcript has 11 exons. Gene Ontology annotation, molecular function: protein binding. Lineage: Eukaryota; Metazoa; Chordata; Actinopteri; Osteoglossiformes; Osteoglossidae.